AUGCUCUUGCACAAGGCUAGUCCCAGAGGAUUCUCAGGCAUGUUAAGCAGUCUUUACUACAUGCAUUGGGAAUGGAAAAACUGCAUCAUUGCUUGGGCAUGCCAGUUUACAGGCUAUAAGCAUAAGCCAACAGUUGUUCUAGAGGCAAUGGCCUCGUAUGACACUUGGAUAUGGAAUGCAUUUUUUGGAGUCGCUGGAUCAAACAACGAUAUCAACGUCCUAGCUCGUUCCCUGUUGUUCAAUGAUGUAGUCAAUGAAGUGUCUCCCUAUAUCCAAUAUGUUGCCAAUGAAAAUGAAUACAAUAUGAGUUAUUACUUGGCUUAUGGUAUUUACCCUCGUUGGGCUACAUUGGUUAAGACGAUUUCCCAACUAGACUCAACUCCAACAAAAAUUUGCCCAAAAAUAAGAGGCUUAUAA
Molecule: messenger RNA, 417 nt
Organism: Prunus armeniaca (apricot)
Lineage: Eukaryota; Viridiplantae; Streptophyta; Magnoliopsida; Rosales; Rosaceae
Source: the annotation of a GenBank genome assembly